Messenger RNA from Oryza sativa Japonica Group (Japanese rice), 636 nucleotides. RefSeq lists its product as uncharacterized. The record is from RefSeq and is a predicted model, not a curated record. Lineage: Eukaryota; Viridiplantae; Streptophyta; Magnoliopsida; Poales; Poaceae.
CCGUGCCUUUGCCUUCGCUUCCCUUCAUCACUUCCAAAAAAGAAAAAAAAAACUCGUUUUCUUUUCUUCUCUUCUCUUCUCUUGUUGCGGCGAAGGGGGAGAGGAAGGUCGAGGUCGACGAGAUGGGCGGCGGCAAUGGGCAGAAGUCGAAGAUGGCGAGGGAGAGGAACAUGGAGAAGAACAAGGGCGCCAAGGGGAGCCAGCUUGAGGCCAACAAGAAGGCCAUGAACAUCCAGUGCAAGAUAUGCAUGCAGACUUUCAUCUGCACCACCUCUGAGACCAAGUGCAAAGAGCAUGCUGAGGCGAAGCAUCCGAAGAGCGACCUCACCGCGUGCUUCCCUCACCUCAAGAAAUAAUGGCGGUGGCAUCUCUCUGCUCAAUCAGAAGAGAAAAAGAGAAGCUGCCAUAAUCCACUAGUAUCAUCUUGUAUGCAAUGACUGGUUGCCCUAUGUAUGGGUCUAAACUUUGGUCAGCUGCUGCUGCUUCUUUGGUUGUGUGCCUCAUCUAAAUAUGUAAUGCUCUAUCAACCUCUUGUGCAACGAUAUUAAUCUUGUGUGGAUUUGCUGCCUGUGUUCAGUCAAUAUGUUAUGUUGCAACAUCACUCUUCACUAAUUUCCGGUGUCUCCUGUGGUACAA